Molecule: messenger RNA, 2397 nt
Organism: Cannabis sativa
Lineage: Eukaryota; Viridiplantae; Streptophyta; Magnoliopsida; Rosales; Cannabaceae
Product: inactive receptor-like serine/threonine-protein kinase At2g40270
Exons: 6
Coding region: 351-2057 (568 amino acids)
Biological process (GO): protein phosphorylation
Molecular function (GO): protein kinase activity; ATP binding
Source: RefSeq, a predicted model, not a curated record
CCGGAUCGAACUGAACCGAACCCAAACUCCAAAAGCGAACGAACAUGGUUUACUUGUGUCGUACGGGAUUUUGGGCCAAAACAUCUGUCACUUUGGUCGUGUCGGACCCACCCAAACCCAGUAGUCCCAUGGAUACGUUUCGGUCAAUACUAAUACUAAUAUAUAAUACAUAUUAAUGAAUUCACCGAUUUUACUACACGCGUUUUCAUUCUUCUUCCUUCUUUUAAAUUAUAACUAACAAACAUUCACACAAGUUUCUCUCUUUACUUGUUUUUCUCUUUUUUGAUAUAUAAUAUAUGGGAAUAUACAUAUAACCAUAAACCGUCGGUUUUAGGAAGUUUGAUUAGAAUAUGGACGACCUGGGUCGAUUUGAUCGGACGGCGUUGUGGGUGAUGGUCUCUCUGUUGUUGUUUCUUCAGAAUUUUAGCUUGUGUUACUCUCUUGACAAUGAAGGUUCAACUUUGUUCGAGCUCGGGGAGAAAAUUAUUAGAGACCCUUUUGGAGCUUGGUCGAAUUGGAAUAAGGAUAGCGGUGAGAAGAACCCAUGUAACUCAUGGUUCUGGGUUGAUUGCUCAACCGGAAAAGUCGUGUCCUUGAGCACUGCUGAACCUGGAGAUAUAGCUUAUAGGAGGCUUUUGCAAGGGAGAAGUUCCCCAAAGUCUAGCAAACCAAAACCAAUUAGAGAAAAUAAAGAGGAUCUAAUACCACAAUCCCGCCCUUUCCCACCAUCACCAUCAGCUUCAAAAUCACCUUCAAAUUCACAAAAUUCCCCAUCACCAUCUCCAUUCGAGUCACCAAUAUCAUCCCCAUCGCCAUCUCCCUUCACUAGUCCUUCGCCUUCACCUUCACCUUCGCCAUCACCUAGUGCAGUCCCUCCAAUUCUUGCGAAACCAUCAGUUGUUGACCCUGGACAAAAGAAUGCUAUUCCAAUGUUAUCACCAUCUCCAUCUUUAGCUCCAAAGGUUGCUAAAAAAGACAAUCAUGUAAUGGUGAUUUCGGUUGGAGUUGUUGGUGGCGUCUUGUUUAUUCUAAUUUCAGCUACUGGCAUUCUUUUCUUACGAAGCAGCAAAGUUGUUACUGUCAGACCCUGGGCUACCGGGUUAAGUGGGCAGCUGCAGAAGGCGUUCGUAUCAGGUGUUCCUAAACUCAACCGAUCAGAAAUUGUUGCAGCUUGUGAAGAUUUCAGUAAUAUUAUUGGUACAUUUUCUGGAGGCAUGGUGUAUAAGGGAACUCUGUCUAGUGGGGUUGAAAUAGCUGUAACAUCUAGUGCAGUGAAAUCACGCGAAGACUGGUCAAAAACUUUGGAAGAACAUUUUAGGAAGAAGAUAGAAACACUGUCUAAAGUGAACCACAAGAAUUUUGUCAACCUUAUCGGCUUUUGUGAAGAUGAAGAGCCAUUCACAAGGAUAAUGGUUUUUGAGUAUGCACCAAAUGGAACACUCUUUGAGCAUCUACACAUAAAAGAAGCUGAGCACCUGGACUGGGGAAUGAGAUUACGUAUAGCCAUGGGCACAGCCUACUGCCUAGAUCAUAUUCACCAACUGACUCCUCCUAUAGCUCAUAGGGACUUGCAUUCUUCAUCUGUAUACUUAACAGAAGACUAUGCAGCCAAAAUUUCAGAUUUUCGGAUUUGGAAUGAAGUAACCGAAGCAAAGAUGCAACCAGAAACCAAGGAGCUCUUGGAAAUCCCAUCAUCUGAUCCAGAAAGUAACGUCUACAGCUUCGGUGUGAUUUUGUUUGAAAUGAUAACAGGUAGGAUUCCAUACUCUUUGGACAACUGCUCUCUUGCAGACUGGGCAUUGAACUAUCUGAAGGCUGAGCAUUCCUCAAAAGAAAUGGUGGAUCCAACCUUGAAGUCAUUCGAAGAAGACGAACUCGAGAAAUUGUUUCAAGUUAUAAAAGAUUGUGUUAACCCUGACCCGAAAGAGAGACCAACAAUGGUAGAAAUCACUUCAAGGCUAAAACAGAUCACAGCUAUGGGGCCUGAUGGUGCAACACCAAAACUAUCACCUCUUUGGUGGGCAGAGCUUGAAAUUAUGUCCUCAGAAGGAUGCUAAGAGAUUUUGGUCACAAAUAUUGAUUCAUUUUUUCCUACGUUUAUUCUUUUACCUUACUAUGAUUAUAAUUUCUAAUGGCCUUUAUUUUUGCAUUAUCUUUUCUGAUUCUGAUUUGUUCAUGUUAACCAUGGUAUGUGUAUAUGAUUGUGAUUGCUAAUUAAUGCUUGUUAAUGUAAAUGUAUGUGUACAUAAGUGAGAAAGGCCAAAGAAAGGGAUUAAGCUUGUUCUUCCCUCCACUCAAUCAUGUGGUUUCAGGUUGUUUGACGUUUAAAACUUACCAUUUUAAUAUGUACUGAUGAGAUAUAAAUAAAUGAGAUGAACUGCCAAUGACUUUGGUGUC